Messenger RNA from Physella acuta, 366 nucleotides. RefSeq lists its product as uncharacterized. NCBI's taxonomy places the organism in Eukaryota, Metazoa, Mollusca, Gastropoda, Physidae. The record is from RefSeq and is a predicted model, not a curated record.
AUGGGUCGGCAGUCUGGGUCAGGGACUGAAACUAUGGGUCGGCAGUCUGGGUCAGGGACUGGAGCUAUGGGUCGGCAGUCUGGGUCAGGGACUGAAACUAUGGGUCGGCAGUCUGGGUCAGGGACUGAAACUAUGGGUCGGCAGUCUGGGUCAGGGACUGGAUCUAUGGGUCGGCAGGUUGGGUCAGGGACUGGAGCUAUGGGUCAGCAGGUUGGGUCAGGGACUGGAGCUAUGGGUCGGCAGGUUGGGUCAGGGACUGGAGCUAUGGGUCGGCAGUCUGGGUCAGGGACUGGAGCUAUGGGUCGGCAGUCUGGGUCAGGACUGGAUCUAUGGGUCGGCAGUCUGGGUCAAGGACUGGAGCUAUGG